This is a messenger RNA of Solanum lycopersicum (tomato), 894 nucleotides long. RefSeq names its product F-box protein At1g52495-like. Gene Ontology annotation, molecular function: protein binding. The record is from RefSeq and is a predicted model, not a curated record. Lineage: Eukaryota; Viridiplantae; Streptophyta; Magnoliopsida; Solanales; Solanaceae.
AUGCAGGUCGCAAAGACGAGGAAAAAGCAAUAUGUCAACAACAUUUCGAUACCUAAAGAAGUUGUUGUUGAGAUAUUACGAAGAGUACCUUGCGAAGAGUUGUUUGAAACUAUAAAGAAAGUAUGUAUGCAGUGGUGUUCGAUUAUCUAUAGUGGAAGUUUUGCCUACUCACACGUUGAGUGCAGAAUAUUAAAAUCAUCAUCAUUUUUCUCACAAUAUGAAGCAGUUGUUUUUUAUCAGAUUGAUAAUACACGCUCCAUUUCAGUUUCUGCGUUGGAAUGGCAGAGUAGGCCUUUCCCAAACUAUCCUAAUGAAGAUUUAGAGACUAAAUACAUGUUUACAAUAGACGAUGUAUUGCAAUUCCAAGUACCACGAAUGAUAACAGUGAAUUCUGUGAAUGGUUUUGUUUGUUUUUGGAGUCGCAAUGCUCGUGUCCAUGUCUUGAAUCCUCUGACUGAAGAGCAUUUCACUACUCCACCAUAUACGUAUGAAAUUCGUUCUGUUACACCCCCCUGUCUUGCUGCAAUUGGGUUCGGGUUUUGCCAGCUUUCCUAUGAAUACAAGGUGGUUGUUCUUCAAGAAGAUGGCGAAGGAUUUGAGAUUAAACCAUUAGUUUUUACUGUUGGAACUGACCGUUCGUGGAGGUCUCUGAAAGCAAUACCUGAUAUAAAAUUUGGUACGAGAUUUGAGAAGGGUGUAUAUGUGAACGGGGUAUUGUAUUGGUACAUGGAUAGUUGUACUCGGCCACGUUGUGGGAGUAAUGAGAUCAUUACAUCCCUCAUAUGUUUCAAUGUAUCUAAAGAAGAAGUUGUUACGACUAUGGUUCCAGCUGAACUUGAUAUCAGAGAAGGAUAUGAAUCUAGGAUAGCACAAAAGGGAGGGAACCUUUGUUUG